This is a messenger RNA of Styela clava, 1006 nucleotides long. Its product is annotated as body wall muscle protein HR-29-like. NCBI's taxonomy places the organism in Eukaryota, Metazoa, Chordata, Ascidiacea, Stolidobranchia, Styelidae. Gene Ontology annotation, biological process: protein refolding; negative regulation of apoptotic process; response to heat. The record is from RefSeq and is a predicted model, not a curated record. Gene Ontology annotation, cellular component: cytoplasm; nucleus.
UUUUGUUGACAUAAGAUAAUAAGCUUUUUAUAUAAAUAAUGGCGUUAACUCCAUUCAAUGAUUUCUGGUCUUCACGUCGAAGAUUUCGUGAUCCUCUUUGGGAUGUAGGUAUGACGUCACGAGAUCUAAUGGGAUCUCCUGAUUUGAUGGCGUCAUCUUCAUCACGUGACUGGAUGACUCCAUACACUGGAAGGAGAAGAGACAUUGUGCCGUUUGGACAUAGAAGCGAACAAUUCUUCGAAAUGGAACGAAAAUUUGAAGAGAUGGUUCGAAGAGUCGAUUCCAGGUUCUCUGGAAUUCUUUCGCUUCUUGACGACGAAGAGUUCUUCGGAAGACAACAAGUUGAAGUCGAACAUGAAGGCAAGCAAGAAGUAAUCACGCCAAAAGCAAAGGAUUUUUCUCUAAAAGUCGACGUUCAAGACUUCCGCCCGGAAGAAGUAAAGGUCAAAGUUCAAGGAGGUCAGGUGUUUGUUCACGCAAAACGUGAAAAUAAAAAUGAAGACGACGGAAUGUAUGCUUAUAGUUUCAGAGAGUUCAAGCGUGCAUUCACUCUUCCGCAGGGUGUCGACGCAGAAAAGCUGACAUCCUCUCUAACAAACGCUGGAGUUUUACAAAUCGACGCCCCAACGAAAGUAUGCUCUGCUCCUGCGAUAGAAGCAUCAAGAACCGGUCCUGUACCUGUCAGUGUUGAACACGCUGAUAAAUAGUUAAUUUGUUUCUUGAAUAGAUUUGCCGACUAUUGUUGCCAGCUCCUUCACAAUAUCGACGUGCUAUCUGCUAUUUUAAAUGUCAUUAAUUCAAAUGUAGUAAUAGUGAGAAAUAUGUAAAUCGUUUCAUGUAGUAAUAAAUGAGAAUAUGAAGUCAUCCUGGAUAUUUUGAUUUUGGAUUGUUUUUAUCACGGAAGAGUUGAGCAGUAUUUUAUAUUUCGUCAUCAAUAAAUAUGUAUCGUUUGGUUAAUUUUUCCAACUUCAGUAUUGCAAAUAAAUCGAUUUUCAAAUAUUGAAAA